AUGGCGCCCGCCAAAGACCGCCCAGUCGCAGGCUCACUCCUGCUCUCCAUCAUUUCGUGCACUGUGUACAGCGUCAUGUCGAACGUCAUGGUGCUCACGAACCGGUACUUGCUGGGUAGGAAGUACUACGGCUUUGACGAAAAGUACUUUGUCGUAGCUGUGCAGGCAGCUGUAGCGGUCCUGGUGCUGGAGCUGGCCAAGAUGCAGAAGAUCGUGUCGUACGACCCGUACGACCGCACUGUCGCGCGCAAGUGGGCGCCCGUGACGUUUUUCUUUGUGGCAAUGCUGUACACGGGCAUGCAAGCCACGGCAGGCCUCCCGAUCCACAUUGUGACUGUCUUUAAAAACGUCACCAACAUCAUUAUCGUCUGUGGCGAGUGGCGCUUCUUUCACGAGCGCGUCGGCCGUCUCGUGAUCGUGAGUCUCGCCAUUAUGCUCCUCGGCGCCGUCAUGUCCUCGUACAGUGACGUGGGUGGCCUCGCCACGCCGUCGUCGCUCUCGGGCUACUUUUGGAUGUUUCUCAACUGCCUCGCAACGGCUGGCUACGUGCUGUACAUGCGCUAUGCAACGUCGCGCUCGUCCCUCAAGAUCUCGAAAUUCGGCAUGGCGUUUUACAACAACCUGAUCUCGCUGCCACUGCUCGUGCCGCCGCUCGUGCUCAAUGGCGAGGCGUUCACGGUCUGGAGCAACCCACUGCUCAGCAACUGGAACUUUACCAUGCUGCUCUUUAUCAGUGGCGUCCUAGGAGUCGGACUCAAUCUUGCGUCGUUCUGGUGUGUCUCGAUCACGUCCGCUACCACGUACGCGACUGUAGGCGGUCUCAACAAGAUCCCGACUACGUUCAUCGGUGUGCUGCUGCUCGGCGAGCCGCUGAAGCCUGAAACGGCUAUUUACGUCAUGUUUGGCAUGGUCGGUGGAAUCCUCUACGGCUAUGCCAAGUUUAAAGAAGGUGAAGCGGCCAAGAAGCUGAAGGCAUCGCAGGCCGCGCUACAGCCAACGUCGCUCGACUGCAAGGCGUAG
Messenger RNA from Hyaloperonospora brassicae, 1020 nucleotides. Lineage: Eukaryota; Oomycota; Peronosporomycetes; Peronosporales; Peronosporaceae. The record is from the annotation of a GenBank genome assembly.